This is a messenger RNA of Hibiscus syriacus, 1688 nucleotides long. RefSeq lists its product as uncharacterized. The record is from RefSeq and is a predicted model, not a curated record. Bases 172 to 1029 code for a protein of 285 amino acids. NCBI's taxonomy places the organism in Eukaryota, Viridiplantae, Streptophyta, Magnoliopsida, Malvales, Malvaceae. The transcript is spliced from 2 exons.
AAAAAACCCUAAUUAUCCUUCUUCUCAAAUCUCUUAAAUCAUCUCUCUGUUUGCAAUCCAAUCCAAACAAACUCUUUCUCUGUGACACCAACCAAGCUGCAUACCCUCCGCAUAAUGAUCAGACAAUUACUUCUGCUUUGAUGUUUCAGAUUUUGAUAAAUUGGAGAAGGGAUGUCAAUGGAGGCUAACAUUUGUGACAUCAAUCACUUGGAUGCCGAUGUCCUCCUGCCUCCUCGGAAACGGCUGCUGGCAGGAUUUAAGAAACAGGCUUCUAAAGCCAAUGGUACUUCAGAUCAGCCUACGGUUGCUUCUUCCUCUUCAUCUCCUCCACGUUCACAUUCAACUUCACCUUCACCUUCUACAUCGUCAAGCGAUGUUAAUGCCCAUCUUAAGAAUCUAUUGAUGAGUUCUCAUUUGUACAACCCAAACCUUUCUCCUGAGGAGAUUUUGGAGGCCUCUAGAGCGGCAGCUACCUCUGCUGCUAAAGCUGCAGUGGCUGCCAGAGCUGCUGCAGAGGAGAAGGCUGCAAUUGCCACUAAAGCUGUUGCUGCAGCUAAGAGUGCAUUGGAUGUAGUAGCAAAAUUUUCUGAAGACAGUGACAGACGCCUGAAAAAGAAUAAGCUCAAAAAACAUGUGCCUGUACAACUCCUGUACAAAAAACACGAGCCAGUUGAGAGUCCUAGGACAGAUGAAGACUUAGCCCGGAAAUUGCACCGAGCCAUCAACAGUUCCCCAAGAAUCUCAAAGAAUUCACCUUCUGAAUGGAGAGGUCAUAAACAUAAGAGGCCUAAGAUCAUGCCAACUCUUGAGAAAACAAAAGCUUCCAAUGGAGGUAUAGUAUUGGGUGCAAGCCCGUCUUCUACAUACAAUGGAGGUACUAUAGCAGGAGAAAUCGAUUCUGAGGACUCCAUGGAGGAAUCUGUUAAAGCAGAGGCAAAGGAUGCUAAAUAUGAAAAAUCUGGGCAAUCAGAGUUGGAUAAUGGUGAAGCAAGAUCAAGCCAUUCGAAGGAAAAAGCUUUGAGGAUGUAACCCUGGUAAAAGAGGGGAAGAAUGAAGCUAAAGAGGCUGCCCCUGAGCGUUUGUUCCUUUAGGAUCGAGUGAACCCAAAGGAAUACAUGAUUAGUAAGAACUCUCCACUGACCGAAAAGAACAUGGAUAAUUCAGCUGCUGCUGUUAAGACCUAUUUUACCUUGGAACCCUCCGAUGAUGGUGUUAUUUCAAUUGAAGGUUCAUCAAUGCAGAAAUGCCAGGAUUUCAAGGUCCCUGCAUGUAUCAAACAAAGCAAAGUCAUGCAAUCAUAAUGUUCAAAUCCUUUUCUUGUAACAGGUGGCUUCAACGAUUGAAGUUAAUAGCUGAGGUAGGAUUCGUAAUUCUCUUUUAUAGGUAAUUAGGAACGACAUUACCCAUUUAUCACUUUGUUCAUUACUGUUUUUGUAAGGAAAUUGAAUUGACAGAAUGUAUAUCUGAAUGUUCAAUUGCUUGCCUCUACACCUUACUAAUAGUGCUUGCUUAAUAGAGUGAUAGCAAUAUUUGGAUUCGAGAUGAAGAGGAAUGCAAUAAAUUUAGAUGGCUACUUUCUUUCUUUAAUUUUUGCUUAUUCAUCCUGCUUUCUUUGGAUGAUGCUUCAUGUACUAAAACUUUAAUGCCCUUGGUAUUGUUAUUCCAGCAGUUGAUUCAUUUUUUUCCUC